UCCCCUAUGUGCUUCCAGGCACAGGUGCCACCCACCAGACAGAGCUGUGUGUGCCGUAUGCCCAGCCUUCUCUCUCUGUCACGCAACGUGGACCCAGCACCUCCUCCAUGGCAGGCAUCUUGCAUGGUCACCAUGCCCCUGGGACACUGCCCAGCUCCCCCCACUGCACCUCCCAACACAUGCCCUGCCCAUCCCACUUUCUUGCACCCCAGCAUGGUCUCUCAUAGCCCCAGCUGGUCCCAUCAAGGAGGAGCCAUGCCUGCUGGGGCAUAUGGUCUGCAUGGGCCCCCCGAGUGGUGCACCCGUGAGAGUCUUCCCGGCAGCCUGCUGUCUGUCAGGGCAUACAGGAGAGUCUUCCCGGCAGCCUGCUGUCUGUCAGGGCAUACAGGAGAGUCUUCCCGGCAGCCUGCUGUCUGUCAGGGCAUACAGGAGAGUCUGCCCGGCAGCCUUCUGUCUGUCGGGGGCACGCGCGGGAGAGUCUGCCCGGCAGCCUGCUGUCUGGGGCACGCGCGGGCGAGAGUCUGCCCGGCAGCCUGCUGUCUCUCAGGGGGCACGCGCGGGCGAGAGUCUGCCCGGCAGCCUGCUGUCUCUCAGGGGGCACGCGCGGGCGAGAGUCUGCCCGGCAGCCUGCUGUCUCUCAGGGGGCACGCGCGGGCGAGAGUCUGCCCGGCAGCCUGCUGUCUCUCAGGGGGCACGCGCGGGCGAGAGUCUGCCCGGCAGCCUGCUGUCUCUCAGGGGGCACGCGCGGGCGAGAGUCUGCCCGGCAGCCUGCUGUCUCUCAGGGGGCACGCGCGGGCGAGAGUCUGCCCGGCAGCCUGCUGUCUCUCAGGGGGCACGCGCGGGCGAGAGUCUGCCCGGCAGCCUGCUCUCUCUCAGGGCACGCGCGGGAGAGUCUGCCCGGCAGCCUGCUCUCUCUCAGGGCACGCGCGGGAGAGUCUGCCCAGCAGCCUGCUGUCUCUCAGGGCAACUUUGCCUAUAUUGCCCAUUGUUUAACCUCCGAGACUCGGUCAGACUCUGCUUGGCUCGGCCAAGACAAGGGGAUUCUCUGUCGCUGGGAGCCUUUAUACCAAGGUUGGGCCCCGCUCUGGCUCAGCCCAGCACUGGGCCUGGUGCAAGCACUGCUGGGUGGGGUCUGCAGCCAGUGUGCUGCAGGAGCUCAGACUAGAUGAUGACACGGGUCCCUUCUGGCUGUCCCAGCCUUGGGACACCCUGUCCUAGCACCCCUCGGCCAGGCCAGCUGCAGCUGCUCCUCUCCCAUCCGAGCAGGGAGCCCUGCUCGGAGGCUGCAGGUGGGGAUGGCUGCGCCUGGGUCAGCAGCAGUGUGUCAGAGUGACAACCUGCGCCCAGCCUGGGAAGGGGCAGUUUCCUGAUGUCAUCGAUUCCUGUUCUGCAAGUGCUAGAGCCGUUAGCGUUUCGGUACAGCACUGCCAGCACACGUGGUGCCCUGAGGGAGGGGGGCAGGGAGAGCACUGUCAGGGCCCCUACCCGAGGGGAAUCCAUCGCCCCCACCCCUCCCUGCAGUGCCAGGGCUGUGCUGAGAACAGGCCCUGUGGGUUGCUGGCCUGAAGCGCUGUGCUGGCUAGCUGGGGCAGGGGUCCCUGCCAUGCGGGGGAGCGUGCUGUCCUGUGCAGACAGGGCCGGACAGACUGCACCGGGCUGCCUCUUGCAGGCCUGCACCCAGUAACGUCUC
Molecule: messenger RNA, 1690 nt
Organism: Gopherus flavomarginatus (Mexican gopher tortoise)
Lineage: Eukaryota; Metazoa; Chordata; Testudines; Testudinidae
Exons: 2
Coding region: 7-993 (328 amino acids)
Source: RefSeq, a predicted model, not a curated record